AUGAGUGGCCCAGAUAAGGGUUCUGACAGUGGUCAAACUGCAAAUGAUCCAAAACAGAAGAAGGCCAGAAAUGGUCAAAUGGAAACUUAUUCAUGUGCUAGAUGUAGGAAGUUGAAGAAAAAAUGCCCGAGACAACUCCCUGAAUGCUCUAAUUGCCUGAAAGCAAGAGAGCCUUGUAAUUACCCUGGAAGAGCUCCCAGAAGAACUAAGAAAGAGUUAAGAGACGCCAUUAUGAAAGGCGAAGUACUACCUUCUAUGAGGAGAAAGCACAGGAAGAUCGAAAAAGAAUUGAAGACUGCUGAUCUCCGACAUUUAGAAAGCGUAGACGACAGGCCAGUUAACCAAGUUAUGGGCGGAAGUAUGCCUCCCCUAGGCGCAUAUCGAGGUGGAGAACAACAAUACAAUAAUGGACCACCCAUAAGUGGGAUAGACGGAAACGACUCUAUAAAUAGAGGUAAGGCUCAAUCCGUGGGAUCUUAUCAGAUAUUGCCCCCUCAAAGGAAAUCGAAACUGGUACUAGACCAAAAUCCAAAGUUUGUACAUUCCCAAAGUUCAGCAUUGAAAACUAAUGAAUACCCGGUACCGAUAAUGUCACCGCAUAUCGCAAAUCAGGUCUAUCCUGAAGGUGUAUCGUCUUUAAUUAGUGCUUUAAAUACAAUGAAUGAUAAUGUAAGUGCUAACACGCCCAUUGCUUUAAGUUAUCUUCAGCUACAGAAAUUACACCAAGAACAGCAACAAAUUCAACAACAACAAAUUCAGCAGCAACAACAGCAUCAACAUUUGGUUCAGCAACAUUUACAGCAUGUACGAGCAGAUGCCACUAGCAUUUUACCUCCAGUUACAUCUCAGACGGUAUAUACCCCAAUUCCUGGGCCGCGAACAUCACAGAUACCUUUUGGAUUCACACACGGUUAUACUGCCAGUGCUCCUCCCCCAUUAAUGCAACCAUAUUCCAUGCCUACUAGCCCAUUUGAAUCCAGGGAGAAACAACAACAGUUUGAUAAUAUCCAAUAUCAUCCCGUCUAUAAAAUUCCGCCAAUUGCGGCAAGACAAUCACCAAUUGAUGAGAUUAUUGGAAUAGAGAAUGGAAGUAUUUCUAUUGAUGCCGGUAGUAUUACUCGUGAGGUCGUAAAUUCAAGGAUGAAAGGCCCUCAUUCCACUAGUUGGGUUAACGAAGAUGGAUCACCAAAGCCUAUCAAAAAAAGUCUGUUAGAGAAAUUCGUUUCUGCAUAUUUUGAGCAUAACCACAGAUUAUUUCCUAUGGUCGAUAAAGUUACAUUUCUUAAAAAAUUGGCAACCAUUAAUAGUUUUGAAUCUAUUGAAAUGCUAGCGGUAAACAACCCCGAAUUACCUAAGACUUUCAUAUUUGAAAUAUACAUGAUAAUGGCGAUUGGCUGUACAACAUUACAAAGAGCUGGUAAAUUAACUACUGACGAGGGUCACCUAUAUGAACAUCUUGCUUAUCUAGCAAUGAGGAACUUUAGGGAUAUUCUACACCAGCAAGAUAUAACAACAUUACGUUGCUUGAUACUUCUAGGUAUAUAUUCAUUUUUUGAACCUAAGGGGGUAUCUUCAUGGACUAUAAGCGGAAUAGCUAUGAGAUUGGCCAUAGAGCUAGGAUUGAAUCGCCCAUUAACUGCAAAAGAAAUGGGUGAUAUGUCUGCCGUAGAAGUUGAGUCUCGGUAUAGAGUAUUUUGGAGUGCCUAUUGCUUUGAGAGAGUGGUCGCAACCUCCUUAGGGAGAGUGUCAGCGAUAGAUGAUGAAGAUAUUGGAAUACCACUUCCUAGAGCGCUUUACGAUAGUGAAAAAGAGGAUAUUGAAGUAACAAAUUUGAUUAUCUCUUUACGUAAAAUGGGUGGAAAGAUAUAUAAGGAAGUGCAUUCUCUAAGCGCUGGACGGAAAGAUAUAACAAUGGAACAGAAGCAACUCAUCAUACAGAAAUUGAGAAAAGAGCUUGAUGAUAUUUACGAGGAAGAGUGCGAGAAGAGAAGACUAAAGGGAAAAUCAAGAUCAUCGAAACGGUUUGAGAAGAGUAAGGAAAGUGACUCUGAUAGAGGUGUUACCGAGGAAGACGUAAAAUCAGGUAAUGAAAACUUAAUAGGAUUGCUGGCAUCAGAUGACGUUUCAAUGACUGAACAUGGCCAAUCUAUUGACAAUACACUGGAAUCUACCCCAUUACCGACUACAAUCCCAACUACUAUAGUUAAUGAUAGUGUAGAUCAGCAUUCUACCUUAGAGAAUAUUCCAACCUCGGCAACAUCGAAGGAUCAAAUUGAAACUAUAAUAACUAAACCAACAGCAAAUAUUAUGAACGACCAAACUGAUAGUGAUCCGUUACCCAAAGUUGAUAACAAACCAAUAUCAAAUAAUGAAGAGGGGCCAAAAUCAUUGAAAGAGGGCAACAGUGAACAGAAUCCAAGUGAAAAUAUUAGUCCAGAAGAUGUAACUUUAACCAAAACUGACAAUUCUGAGAAUAAGGAAUCAUCAUUAAGAUCCAAUAGCAACAUAUCUUUUCACAUUAGUAAUGUGUGGUUAGAAAUGAGAUACACUCAACUACAGAUUUUACUUUACAGACCAUCUGCAUUGAUCCCUAAGCCACCAAUUGAGUCACUAACAGUACUCGGAGAGUUUUGUUUGGCUGCUUGGAGACACACCUAUACCUUGUACAAAGAAAAAUUACUACCUCUCAAUUGGAUUACCCUAUUCAGAACUCUGACUAUAUGUAACACUAUACUUUAUUGCCUUUGCCAAUGGAGCAUUGAUCUUGUUGCCAGCACAAUUGAAAUUCAGCAAUGUGUUGAAAUUUUGCAACAUUUCGGUGAGAAGUGGGUUUUUGCUAUGAAAUGUGCUGAUGUUUUCCAAAACAUCAGUAACACAAUAGUAGAAAUUAGCUUAUCGCAGGGACAAGAUCCUAAUAUCGACAAAUUAACAAGGGAGCUUUUUGGCGCUAGCAAUGCCUAUUUGGAGAUUCUUAAUGAGAAUAACGUUGAUGUGUCUUGGGAGGAUCGCUUUAGAUAA
Messenger RNA from Nakaseomyces glabratus, 3018 nucleotides. RefSeq names its product Stb5p (gene STB5). Gene Ontology annotation, biological process: DNA-templated transcription; positive regulation of transcription by RNA polymerase II. The record is from RefSeq and is a predicted model, not a curated record. NCBI's taxonomy places the organism in Eukaryota, Fungi, Ascomycota, Saccharomycetes, Saccharomycetales, Saccharomycetaceae. Gene Ontology annotation, molecular function: zinc ion binding; sequence-specific DNA binding; DNA-binding transcription factor activity, RNA polymerase II-specific.